AUGAGGAUACAGAAUCAACUACCCGCAAGGACGCACACUAGCAGCAACUGGACUCGGUGGCAAUGGCCUAUUCGCCUCGUCGGCGUUGUCCUUGGAGAGGCCGAGCCGGAUAUAACAGGGCCUUCGUCUAAGUGCACCAGUUUCGUGGAGCAGGCGUUGGCGAUCGUCCUCUUCUCUAUACUACUUAUUUUCCUGCUGAGGAAGCUCUCAGUUGGAUACAGGCUUGAAUUGACGUGGCAACGCUUCCUUGGUAACGUGGCGGAUGUGAUAGCGGCGGACGAAGUGCAAGUUUCUCAGCUUCAACACCUAAUUCGUUCCGAGCUCUCUUCUCCCGGGCUCUGCGGUCGGCUUGGCUCUCGUCACACUUCUGAACUAUUUCGAACACUGCAGCUGCGGCCGGACAAGAUCAUGCUACAGGUACCCGCGGAGAAGGCCAAGUAUCGCGAGAAGGAUAUCAAGCGUCUGUGA
Molecule: messenger RNA, 468 nt
Organism: Besnoitia besnoiti
Lineage: Eukaryota; Apicomplexa; Conoidasida; Eucoccidiorida; Sarcocystidae
Exons: 4
Coding region: 1-468 (155 amino acids)
Source: RefSeq, a predicted model, not a curated record